Molecule: messenger RNA, 801 nt
Organism: Ananas comosus (pineapple)
Lineage: Eukaryota; Viridiplantae; Streptophyta; Magnoliopsida; Poales; Bromeliaceae
Exons: 6
Coding region: 132-494 (120 amino acids)
Source: RefSeq, a predicted model, not a curated record
GGAGGGUUUCUCUCUCACCCCGGAGAGGCGCUUCUACAAUCAACGUGGAGCGCUUCGAGAGGAAGCGCGAAGAAGACGAAGGGAGAGAGAGAGAGAGAGAGAGAGAGAGAGAGAGAGAGAGAUCCGCGUCCAUGGAGGGGUCCGAUUGCGCUCCGCAACGGUGCCCUCACUGCACGGGGCCUCUCUCUAAGGACAUGGAAACGAGCUCUUGGACCGUGGCGCCGUUGAUCCGAGACAGCUUCUCCAUGAUAGGCACCGCUGUUGGCGGAACGACAAGCGCAUUUUAUGGUUUUAACCAUGUUAUGCCUGUUGUCAGGAGGUGGGUGAAAGGGCCAAUGUGGGUUCAUUUCCUUGUUGGUACACCACCUGUGAUUGUCUUCUCUUCAGCUUGUGCUGGAUUGGCAGGAGGUGCUGUGCCGGCUCUUGCGCAGCUGGUCUCUUCAUCAUAUCAUGCGGCAAUCUCAUCUUCGCCCUCCUUGGCUCGCCCACCUUAGCACGAUGAUAGCAGCAUGCACAAAACGAGAAGCUCCUCCCCACUGUAAAUCUCGUUGGCACCUUUUCUCUUUCUAAAAGCUGUUUUCUUUUAAUUUGCAGAACUUUGUUCAAACGGUUCCUGACAAUAAGCUAAGGUUUACUUUUGUGCUCUCUAUCUGUUAGAGUGCUUCAAACAGUGAAGCUUGUAGAAUGCGCUUCUUUUAUGAUGUAUAUUUAUUACAGAGCUGAUUUGGUUGCUUGUUUGGCCGAGGAUUCCUCUGUAAAUCAUCUAGUUUUGCUGUUAAUAAAGCCGGGUUUUUUAAUUCA